AUGGAAAAUCUGCCGGAAACGUUAUGUGUGGACCCAACGGCACCACCAUUGCCGCCGGCGGAGACCGCUACUUUUGAUGUGACUCCAAUUGAAGCUUCCUCGAGCAUAUCGCAAUCCGCCACUGUGGAUGAGCUCAUACAUAUGCUCUACAACCCCAAUCUCCGCGGAGAGGCUAUGGAGCUUCUCAACAAGAAGCGUGAAUCGUGUGCUGAGCUGCCAAUUCAACUGUGGAAUUCCUUCAACACAGUUUACAUACUUCUGCAGGAAGUGAUAUCCCUAUACAAGAAGUUGUCUCCCUUGAGGAUUACCACCAAAGAGUCCACUCGAGUUUGCAAUGCUCUUGCAUUGAUUCAGUGUAUGGCUGCUCACCCAGACACAAGAAUGGGACUGGUGAGAGCUAAAAUACCUGCGUAUCUUUACCCAUUCCUGGAACCAACUGUGAAUGAGAAGCCCUUGGAAUUUUUGAGGCUGACGAGCUUGGGGGUUAUUGGUGCGCUGGUGAAGAUUGAGGAUUCAAACGCGCCGGAGACAGUCCAUUUCCUCCUCGAAACUGAGGUUUUCCCUCUCUGCCUCCGCUGCAUCGACCUUGGCGAUGAACUAACCCAAUCUGUAGCAACUCUGAUAGUGAUGAAAAUACUGAUGCAAGAGGAGGGGCUAAACUACUGCUGCGCUCUUGCAGAGCGGUUCUUCUCUGUGGUGCAGGUGCUGGGGCGUCUGGUGGAGAGGCUUCCUGAGACUCCAUGUUUGCGUCUCCUAAGAUACGUCGUUCGUUGCUACCUUAGGCUCUCCGAACUCCCAAGCUCGCUUCGCUCCAUGGCGAUGGAGACAUUCCGCCGUUGCCUUCCUUCAAAGCUCACAGACGAAAGGUUCCUCAACGUCCUUCAUGAUGAUCCGCAGACAGCGAGGAUGUUGCAGCAGUUCUUUCUGAACAUCACAACAAGCAGCUCUUAG
Ipomoea triloba (trilobed morning glory) is the source of this 951-nucleotide messenger RNA. RefSeq names its product CCR4-NOT transcription complex subunit 9-like. Gene Ontology annotation, biological process: negative regulation of translation; mRNA catabolic process. The record is from RefSeq and is a predicted model, not a curated record. Lineage: Eukaryota; Viridiplantae; Streptophyta; Magnoliopsida; Solanales; Convolvulaceae. Bases 1 to 951 code for a protein of 316 amino acids. Gene Ontology annotation, cellular component: P-body; CCR4-NOT complex; CCR4-NOT core complex. The transcript is spliced from 9 exons.